This is a messenger RNA of Carcharodon carcharias (great white shark), 4180 nucleotides long. It is a transcript of the gene abcb4, whose product is annotated as ATP-binding cassette, sub-family B (MDR/TAP), member 4. Bases 207 to 4061 code for a protein of 1284 amino acids. The record is from RefSeq and is a predicted model, not a curated record. Gene Ontology annotation, cellular component: membrane. Gene Ontology annotation, molecular function: ATP binding; ATP hydrolysis activity; ABC-type transporter activity. Lineage: Eukaryota; Metazoa; Chordata; Chondrichthyes; Lamniformes; Lamnidae. Gene Ontology annotation, biological process: transmembrane transport. The transcript has 29 exons.
GUUCCCCUCAAUUUUACCGAUUGUCAAGUACUUUACCUGCAGAAGGUUUGAGAGAAUAUUGGGAGGAGUCUUCCUAGGCCUGCAGGAGCAGGCUUCAAGGUAAAAGAGGAGUUUUACACAUAGAAGCCACUCCCAAACAGGAGGGGAAAACUGGGCAACGCGGGAGCAUCUUUGGCUACUGAGUAGCACGAGCAGAAGGUGAAGAGAUGUCAAGCCAAUAUGUGAAAGGAAAUACUGAUGAGGCUGACAAAUGUGAAAAUAAUGCUUCUACUGAUGAAAAAUGUGAGACAGAGAGUAAAUCAAAAGAGAAGGAGAAGGGAAAAAAGCUUGAAAAGGUCAGCCUAGUGGCUUUGUUUCGCUAUGCAGCUUGUGUAGACAAACUGCUGAUGGUGCUUGGCAGUUUAGCUGCUUUAAUUCAUGGAGCUGGCUUCCCUCUCAUGGUCAUAGUAUUUGGAGAGAUGACUGACAGCUUUAUCCAGAAUGAAAUUUCGGAAAACAUGAAAAAUUCAACUAUGAAUAUAACCACCGGUGCUUCAAAUACAUUGGAGGAGCAGAUGACAAGAUUUUCCUAUUAUUAUGUAGGAAUUGGGGCUGCUGUACUGGUUGCUGCCUAUAUCCAGAUUUCUUUCUGGUCACUGGCUGCAGCAAGGCAGACAAAGAAGAUAAGAAAGGCUUUUUUUCAUGCAAUAUUACGUCAGGAAAUAGGAUGGUUUGAUGUCAGUCAGAUUGGAGAGCUCAACACUCGUCUAACAGAUGAUAUCUCGAAAAUAAGUGAAGGAAUUGGUGAUAAAAUAGGCCUGCUCAUACAAUCGUUGGCCUCCUUUGUAGGUGGUUUUGUGGUUGGCUUUGUGAACGGAUGGAAGCUAGCACUGGUGAUUCUGGCUGUGAGCCCAGUUCUGGGAAUUUCUGCAGCACUCUGGUCCAAGCUGCUGACUUCAUUCACAAAACAAGAACAAAAUGCCUAUGCAAAAGCUGGAGCAGUGGCAGAGGAGGCAUUGUCAAGUUUCAGAACUGUGGUAGCUUUUGGGGGACAAAAGAAGGAAGUUGACAGGUAUCAAAAACAUUUAUUUGAUGCUAAAGACAUUGGAAUCAACAAGUCUAUUGUAAUGAGUGUAGCAGUGGGUUUCACCUUCUUAAUGAUCUAUGCAUCAUAUGCUCUGGCAUUCUGGUAUGGAAGUACCCUCAUAUUGAAUAAAGAGUACACCAUUGGAAAAAUGCUAACAGUGUUCUUUUCAAUCCUGAUUGGCGCAUUUGCCAUUGGCCAGACUUCACCAAACAUUGAAGCACUCGCCAGUGCAAGAGGAGCAGCAUAUGUGGUCUUCCAAAUCAUGGAUCAGGAACCAUUAAUUGAUAGUUUUUCAGCAAAUGGACAUAAACCUAGUCAAAUUAAAGGAGAUGUGGAAUUUAUAAAUGUGCACUUCAAAUACCCUUCACAGCCCGAUGUUGAGAUAUUGAAAGGACUGCACCUGAAGUUGAAAAGCGGGCAAACAAUUGCUCUAGUUGGCAGCAGUGGCUGUGGAAAGAGCACCACCAUCCAGCUUCUACAGAGAUUCUAUGACCCUGCAGAUGGAAUGAUUCUGCUUGAUGGACACGAUAUCCGAACGUUGAAUGUUAUGCAUCUCAGGGAAAUGAUUGGGGUCGUGAACCAGGAACCUAUCCUCUUUGCUACCACGAUAGCUGAAAACAUUCGCUAUGGUCGUGAAGAUGUCAGCAUGACGGAGAUUGAAGAAGCUACCAAGGAAGCUAAUGCCUAUGAUUUCAUUAUGAAAUUGCCAAAAAAAUUUGAAACAUUAGUUGGGGAAAGAGGCACACAACUAAGCGGAGGUCAGAAGCAAAGAAUUGCCAUUGCACGUGCUCUGGUACGCAAUCCCAAGAUUCUGCUGCUGGAUGAAGCUACGUCUGCAUUAGAUGCUGAGAGUGAAGCUACUGUUCAAGUUGCUCUUGAUAAGGUACGGAAAGGCCGCACUACUAUAGUUAUUGCUCACCGUCUGUCAACAGUCCAAAAUGCAGACAUCAUUGCAGCAUUGCAGGAUGGUGUAAUUGCAGAGAUAGGAACCAAUGAAGAACUGAUGGAGGCAAAGGGAAUUUAUUAUGCAUUAGUCACCUUGCAGACAUUUAAGAGUGAAGACAAUGAGUUGUUUGAUGGGGAAAAUGAAUUGAUUAUUGAGAAUAAUGAACCUGAACUUGAGAUCAUUAGAACCACGAAGCCACUGCGAAGGCAGUCAACACGAGUUAGCAUGAAAAAGACAGAAACAGCUACAGACAAAAAGGACACCGAUGUCAUUCAGCAGAAUGAAAAACUUCCCAACAUGUCCUUUUUGCAUAUCCUUAAGAUGAACAAGACUGAAUGGCCUUAUAUACUUGUGGGAACUUUCUGUUCUCUUAUAAAUGGUCUCCUGCAGCCAGCCUUUGCUGUGAUAUUUUCAGAAAUUAUAGCAGUUUUUGCUAAUAGGGACAAGGGUUAUGUUCGCCAUCAGAGUACACUUUUUUCUCUGUUAUUUUUGGCACUUGGAGGUAUCACCUUCAUCGCACUUUUUAUCCAGGGUUUCACAUUUGGCAAAUCUGGAGAGAUACUGACAAUGAGAUUACGAUACAUGGCUUUUAAGACAAUGAUGAGACAGGAUAUCAGCUGGUUUGAUGAUUCUAAGAACAACACUGGAGCAUUGACUACCAGACUGUCUACUGAUGCGUCUCAAGUUAAGGGGGCUACUGGUGUCAGACUUGGCUUGAUGGCACAGAAUAUAGCUAAUCUUGGAUGUGCAAUUAUUAUUGCUUUCAUCUAUGGCUGGCAGCUGACACUAUUGAUCUUGGCCAUUGUGCCAGUCCUGGCAGUAGCAGGAUUGAUACAAAUGAGGAUGCUCACUGGACAUGCCAGCAAGGACAAGGAAGAACUCGAGAAAUCUGGAAAGAUUGCUACAGAGGCAGUUGAAAACAUUCGAACAGUUGUAGCUCUAACAAGAGAAAGGAGGUUUGAACAAAUGUAUGAAGAAAGCUUGCAAGUUCCUAGCAGGAAUGCAAAAAAGAAGGCUCACAUUUAUGGAAUCACCUUUGCACUUUCACAAGCAAUUCUAUACUUCGCUUAUGCAGCAUGUUUUCAGUUUGGGGCCUGGCUGGUCACAAAUAAUCAUAUGGUUUUCCGGGAUGUUAUGCUCGUAUUUUCAGCAAUUGUAUUUGGAGCUAUGGCUUUGGGACAGACCAGCUCGUUUGCACCUGACUAUGCAAAGGCCAAGAUGUCAGCAGCCCACAUCAGGAUGCUACUUGAGCAAAUGCCUUCUAUAGACAGCUAUAGUGAUGCUGGUAGUGUUCCCAGUUCAUUUGAUGGAGUAGUCAAGUUUGAAGGUGUUGGCUUUAAUUAUCCUACUCGCCCUGAUGUGACUGUGUUGCAAGGUUUGACAGUUUCAAUUGAAAAGGGACAAACCUUGGCUCUAGUGGGCAGUAGUGGCUGUGGGAAAAGCACCACUGUUCAGCUGCUGGAGAGGUACUACGACCCUCUAUAUGGAAAAGUGCUUUUAGAUGAGCACAAUUUGAAGGACCUCAAUAUCCAGUGGACUCGGGCACAGAUUGGUAUUGUGUCCCAAGAACCUGUUUUGUUUGCCUACAGUAUUGCUGAGAACAUUGCCUAUGGAGACAACAGUAGGGUUGUGUCCCAGGAGGAGAUAGAGGCUGCAGCCAGAGCAGCAAACAUACAUUCCUUUGUUGAAAGACUCCCGCAGAAAUAUGAUACAUGUGUAGGAGAUAAGGGUGCCCAGCUAUCUGGGGGUCAGAAACAGCGUGUUGCCAUUGCCCGAGCAUUAGUCCGAAACCCCAGGAUCCUUCUCCUAGAUGAAGCUACUUCAGCACUUGAUGCAGAAAGUGAAAUGGUUGUUCAAGAGGCACUGGACAAAGCAAGAGAGGGUCGUACCUGCAUUGUAAUAGCUCAUCGCCUGUCCACCAUCCAAAAUGCCAAUAAAAUAGCAGUGCUUAAUAACGGCCGGAUUGCAGAAGAAGGAACUCACCAUCAACUUAUUGCUAACCAGGCUCUUUAUCACAGUCUAGUGAUGGCACAAAUGGGACGAAACUGAGUGACUUAAGGAAAGUAAUAGAAUAUGAAAUAACCACCAAUGCAAUUAUUCAAAAAGUAUCAUUUGUAGUUUCAUUGUAAUUUCUGUUAAAUACCAAUAAAAAUAAACCCAUGGAACAA